AAAGAGGUAUCUGGUGAUUAUGGUGGCAGCAUUAUACAUUCUAACGUACCAUAGAUGAUCGCAUUUACUGGUAAGUGCUUGGAAUUCACUCCAAUGUACGUACGCGCAUAUCCGAGCUCCGAGGCUACAACCUUUACGCGGUAACUGAGAAACCCGGAUAACUGAAAUGGCGGCAAUUCUUCCCUACCGAGCCGAGUACGCCAAGUCGAGCCGUUCCUCGUGUAGGACUUGCCAGUGUACCAUUACAAAAGACACUUUAAGAAUAGCUCGCAUGGUUCAGUCUUAUCACUUUGAUGGAAAGAUUCCUCAUUGGAACCAUUGCGCUUGUUUCUUUAAGAAAUAUCGUCCAAAUUCUACAGCCGACAUUUAUGGCUUUGAUAGCCUUCGAUGGAAUGAUCAGCAGAAUAUCAAAGAUCACACAGGUGAAGCUGAUGAGGUUGCUACAGGAUCUGGAAAGAAACGAAAGAAAACGCAAACAAAUGGAGGACAAAAGAAAGUGAAGGAAGAGGAGAGUGGAGAAGACAUUUCUCGCAGAGAGCAAAGCGAGCUCUUGUGGGGAAUUAGAGACAAGCUGCGUGAGAGUGUAACUACAAGUAGUUUGAAGACGUUAAUGGCACAUAACAAACAGACUUUGUACAAAGGCGGACAGAGUAAUCUGUUGGCACAUGUCAGUGAUGGAAUGGCAUUUGGUGCUCUACAACCUUGUCCUGAGUGCAAAAAUGGCCAACUGAAGUUUCGAAAUGACUCGGAAGGAUACAAUUGUAUGGGUAACCUGACAGAGUGGACAAAGUGCAUGUAUACGACGAAGGAACCGAAGAGAAAGAAAUGGGUCAUUCCGGCAAAAAUGAGGAAAAAGAAUGCUUAUCUGAAGGAGUUCAGGUUUAAGCCAGGACAACGAAGUUUUGGAAGCAGUUCAUCAAAACCUGAAAGCGCAACUGCUGGACAUUCAAGUCAAGCCAAAGGAUUCAGUGAGACUGCAUAUGAUGCUUUUGAUGGCCAAAUAGAAAGGAAAGUAAGAAUGACGCUGAAGGGCAAUGCAAUGGUUGAAUCAGACUCAGGAUUAGAAAGUCGAUGUCAUGUGUUAGAACGCAAGGGUGAUCUGUACAGUGCCACACUUGGUUUGGUUGAUGUUGUCAAGGGGACAAAUUCUUUUUACAAACUGCAAGUUCUAGAGUCGGAUGCAGGACACAGGUGUUAUCUCUAUCGUUCAUGGGGUCGUGUUGGCACUGAAAUUGGUGGCGUCAAAGUUGAGCCUAUGAAGCGUGCUCUCAGUAUUGAUCGCUUCAAGGAAUUGUAUGCAGAAAAAACUGGUAAUUCUUGGGACAAUAGAAAGACUAGCACUAAAAACCCAGGAAAGUUUUAUCCGAUUGAAUUGGAUUAUGGACAGGAAGAUGACGCGGUGAAAACUGCAGUUGCAGGAGCAUCAUCUUCCAAACUUCCACUUCCUGUGCAAAAUUUGGUAAAGAAGAUAUUUGACAUUGAAGCUAUGAAGAGGGCUCUAGUUCAAUUUGAGAUUGAUGUAAAGAAGAUGCCUCUAGGUAAACUUUCAAGACGUCAAAUAGAAAGUGCUUUCAGUGUGCUGACAGAACUUCAAAAGACUUUGCAAGGUGAUCGAAAUCCAUCUAAGAUUCUUGAUGCUUCAAACCGUUUCUAUACCCUUAUUCCACAUGACUUUGGAAUUCAGAUGCCACCCCUGCUUGACUCAGAGGACAUUAUCAAGAUGAAGACAGAGAUGUUAGACAACUUGUUGGAUAUUGAAAUAGCAUACAGUUUGUCUAAAUCUGCUGAUAACCUGGAUGAACAGUAUAAGAGAUUGAAGACUGACAUAGAGGUACUUAGCAAGGACACUGAUGAGUUCAAGAUGCUGGUGGAGUAUGUGGCAAAUACUCAUGCUGCUACUCACAACCUUUAUACUCUCACAGUUAUGGAGAUUUUUAAAGUGAAGCGUCAAGGUGAAGCCAAACGAUAUAAACAGUUUCAGGAACUGGGCAAUCGCAUGUUGUUGUGGCAUGGCUCACGGACAUCCAAUUAUGCUGGUAUCUUGUCACAAGGGCUGAGGAUUGCACCACCUGAAGCUCCAGUGACUGGUUACAUGUUUGGCAAGGGAGUCUACUUUGCUGACAUGGUAACUAAAUCAGCAAACUACUGCCACACAUCAGUUGCUGACUCUGUUGGUCUGAUGCUGUUGUGUGAGGUUGCAUUGGGAGAAAUGUAUGAAAGGACCGAAGCUGAGUAUGUCAAGAAACUUCCAGCCGGAAAGCACAGUACUAAAGGUGUUGGUCAAACUCAGCCCGACCCAGCUGCUGUGCAUAAACGGGAUGAUGGUGCCGUUGUUCCUAUGGGCAAAGCUGUUGGUACUGGAGUUAACUCCCGUUUGCUCUACAACGAAUAUAUUGUUUAUGAUGUGUCUCAAAUUCGAAUGGAUUAUUUGUUCCAGAUGAAGUUUAAUUUUAGGAGAUAAAAGUUUUAAACUCUCAAUAGGUAUUCACUGCAGUUUGUAUCAGCUCUUUCUUGACUUGCAUAGUGUUUUAAGUUAGUUCAAGCUUAACAAAAUUUCUUUUCAUUUUAAGUAGUUAACUUUCAGUUUUGAUUGUUGAUUGGAGUUGUGUUGAGCAAUCACAGCUUGCAGAGGCUUGUGAGUUUGUAUGCAUUAAAAAAAGCUUAUGAGUUUGUAAGCAUUGAAAAACCUAUGAGUUUGUAAGCAUUAAAGUGGUCGGCAAUGCUGGUUCAGUGUGA
Molecule: messenger RNA, 2736 nt
Organism: Corticium candelabrum
Lineage: Eukaryota; Metazoa; Porifera; Homoscleromorpha; Homosclerophorida; Plakinidae
Product: poly [ADP-ribose] polymerase 1-like
Exons: 26
Coding region: 167-2461 (764 amino acids)
Biological process (GO): double-strand break repair; protein poly-ADP-ribosylation
Cellular component (GO): nucleolus
Molecular function (GO): NAD+-protein mono-ADP-ribosyltransferase activity; NAD+ poly-ADP-ribosyltransferase activity; zinc ion binding
Source: RefSeq, a predicted model, not a curated record